CAGCUGAGUGCACUGAGGUCAUUUGGAAAGAAACCCGGCCACUCUGUUCCUGUCCAGCAUUUGCUGCCCAUUAGUAAAGGCAACUGCUGAGAGCAAAAGACUAAAGAGACAUCUUUUUCCCCCUUUUUCCUUCCCAAGGACUUUUUCUCUCCCAAAACAAUUAUAAACAACAUGACCUCCAAUUCCAAUUUAUCCAACAUGCGACGGCUGGUAGAACAACUGAAGCUUGAGGCCAGUGUGGAAAGAAUCAAGGUGUCCCAGGCUGCUGCAGAGCUCCAGCAGUAUUGUCUGCAGAACGCAGGAAAAGACGCCUUGCUGGUUGGAGUCCCCACAGGCAGCAACCCUUUCAGAGAACCACGCUCUUGUGCCAUAGUGUGAAGGUCAGGGUCCAUAAAAUGUGCAGCUUUGUUUCUUUGUAACGCCUGUUAUUACGUCUCAAUUUCAAAUGUGGAAUAAAAGGUUUUGCACCUUUUGCAGUGGAAGACAAAGUGGAUACAAGUGGCAUCCCACUCAAAGAAGAUAUUAAUUUUGCUUUGUUUUUUUAAUCGUGUAAUAGAUUUUAAUUUCAUGUUUUUCUAAAAAUGUUUUUACACAGUUUUGUAAAUCAUCAAUUUUUUGGUGAAACACAUUAAAGCACAUCCCGUGAACGUA
Molecule: messenger RNA, 651 nt
Organism: Haplochromis burtoni (Burton's mouthbrooder)
Lineage: Eukaryota; Metazoa; Chordata; Actinopteri; Cichliformes; Cichlidae
Gene: gng10
Product: guanine nucleotide binding protein (G protein), gamma 10
Exons: 2
Coding region: 172-378 (68 amino acids)
Biological process (GO): G protein-coupled receptor signaling pathway
Cellular component (GO): heterotrimeric G-protein complex
Molecular function (GO): G-protein beta-subunit binding
Source: RefSeq, a predicted model, not a curated record